AUGGGCACCGUGAUGGAGGAACGUGUGAAGGCCAUGCUGGGUCCAUCACUGAAGCCAGAAAUGAAAACAAUGAUGCAAGAGCUUGGCGAGAACUUCAAAUUCCCGGAGUGGAAGUACCGGAUGAACAAGCUGGAUUCUUGCAGCAGCGAGGAGGCUUCGAUGUUUGGUGGCGGCGGCGGCGCAGCCUUCGCGCCUGGCCAGGGUCAAGCGAAGGCAUCUUUGGCAGGAACGAUCCCGAAACAGUCGCUCCUUCACGAAUUGGUGGGUAUCGACAGACUGGAGAAGGUGGCCAAACAGUUGGACAAAGGAACAGAUGUGAACGUGCUUGACUGCAUGGGUGAGACACCGCUGUUCUGGGCUGUCUCUGCGGAGGCAGUGGAGUAUCUGGUCAGAGAGGGGGCAGACAUUGAGCACCGGAAUUCGCUUUGCCAGUGCUCGGCCUUCUAUAAAUUCGCGUGUCAGGGACAGCACAAGCCGCUCAAGGCUUUAGCGCUGCAUCUGCGGAAGGCUGGUUCUUUGGAGAAGUACUUGGAUGAGCCGGCUUCCAUCACGAAGAGAACUCCGCUGCACGCUGCGGCUCACAAUGGCUUCCUGCAGACGGUCAAGGAGCUCCUGUCCAUGGGGGCGGACCGAGAUGCCCAGGACUACUUGGGAAAGACGGCAUUGGAUUUGGCACGGGAUCGCGGUUUCAGCGAGGUGGUGACCUUGCUUGAGUGGUGA
Molecule: messenger RNA, 720 nt
Organism: Symbiodinium natans
Lineage: Eukaryota; Dinophyceae; Suessiales; Symbiodiniaceae
Source: the annotation of a GenBank genome assembly